GCUGACAAGGAUCUAAGGAGCACCUGGUAAUCAUCAGUUUAAGUGCACAGGGAAAUUAUCUGGAAAGAACUGACCAAGGCAAAGCUUUAAUAGAGCUGCUCAGAGCCAAAGAGGAUUCCUCAAGCCUCCAGCAAGAGUUCCAGCAGAGUUUGGGCCCCUGAGCAGUCCAAGCAAGGGAUGACGUGAAAUCUUAAAUAUUCACCGAGGAGCUUCAACCCCAUCCUUCCUCCUCCUUCGUCCUCCUCCUGGGACCAAACAAGACCAUUCGCCUUUAUCCCCACAAACAAGGGUCCACAAUGACAUCAGUCCUCUUGUGUUUCCUCCUGGCUGCUCCGCUGCUGCUUGUCUCUGGCAGCCCAGUUUACAAAUCUGACAAUGGGACUGUGCCACUGGUGCUGUGGCAUGGGAUGGGCGACAGCUGCUGUAACCCGCUCAGCAUGGGAGCGAUAAAGAAGAUGAUUGAGCAGGACAUCCCUGGUAUCUACGUGCUCUCACUGAUGAUUGGAGGAAAUGUCAUUGAGGACACAGAAAAUGGGUUUUUCAAGGACGUUAAUGAGCAGGUGUCCAUGGUGUGCAACCAGCUGGCCAAGGACCCUGAGUUGAAGGGAGGAUAUAACGCUAUGGGCUUCUCCCAGGGGGCUCAGUUUCUGCGAGCGGUGGCUCAGCGCUGUCCCUCUCCUCCAAUGAAAACCCUGAUCUCUGUCGGAGGCCAGCACCAAGGAGUGUACGGGCUGCCGAGGUGUCCCGGAGAGAGCUCCCACAUCUGUGACAUGAUUCGUGAAGCGCUAAACAAAGGAGCAUACACCGACCUGGUUCAGAAACAUCUGGUUCAGGCGCAAUACUGGCACGACCCCUUAAACGACGACCUUUACAGGACGCACAGCCUGUUUCUGGCCGACAUCAACCAGGAGAGGUCUGUAAAUGAGACGUAUAAGAAGAAUCUUCAGCUGCUGGAGAAGUUCAUCCUGGUCAAGUUCCUGCAGGACACUGUGGUGGAUCCUGUCGACUCAGAGUGGUUUGGCUUCUUAAAAAAGGGUCAGGCUAAAGAGACAGAGACUCUGCAGGAGAGCGUCCUCUACAAAGAGGAUCGUCUCGGCCUGGCAGCGAUGGACAAAGCUGGAAAACUGGUUUUCCUGGCAACGGAGGGAGACCACCUUCAGUUCACCAGAGAAUGGUUCAACGAAAACUUGCUUCCUUUUCUACGCUAAAUCCUCCUGCAGCAAAUAUAAAACCAGCGAAAAAGAACGGGAAUGAACCCCGCUUCUAGAGAAAUUAACUUCAAGAAAUGAGAUUAACACCUAGAGCGGGGCUGCAGAAAGCACAUAAUGCAUUCCUUUUGCACUGAUCACUUGUGGCAUGUUGAUACUGUUUGUGUAAUUUUAGCAGAUUAUGUGUGUGAGUUUACUACUGUAUUAAAACACUCCACUGGAGCUGUUCAGUUGAGGUCAAAUGAUUAAAAUGUUAAAUUGAGAUUUUUUUUUUCCUUUUCUGUUUGCAUCUGUACAUAUUACACAUGAAACCCAAUAAAGACAACACAAAGCCAA
Cheilinus undulatus (humphead wrasse) is the source of this 1544-nucleotide messenger RNA. It is a transcript of the gene ppt1, whose product is annotated as palmitoyl-protein thioesterase 1 (ceroid-lipofuscinosis, neuronal 1, infantile). Gene Ontology annotation, biological process: protein depalmitoylation; receptor-mediated endocytosis. Gene Ontology annotation, cellular component: lysosome. Lineage: Eukaryota; Metazoa; Chordata; Actinopteri; Labriformes; Labridae. Gene Ontology annotation, molecular function: palmitoyl-(protein) hydrolase activity. The record is from RefSeq and is a predicted model, not a curated record. Bases 297 to 1208 code for a protein of 303 amino acids. The transcript is spliced from 12 exons.